Molecule: messenger RNA, 2737 nt
Organism: Cydia pomonella (codling moth)
Lineage: Eukaryota; Metazoa; Arthropoda; Insecta; Lepidoptera; Tortricidae
Gene: Ykt6
Product: synaptobrevin homolog YKT6
Exons: 2
Coding region: 201-797 (198 amino acids)
Biological process (GO): endoplasmic reticulum to Golgi vesicle-mediated transport
Cellular component (GO): Golgi apparatus
Molecular function (GO): SNAP receptor activity
Source: RefSeq, a predicted model, not a curated record
CAAGUGACGUAAGCGAUCUCGAUCUCACUUGUUCUGUGAUUUUGUGUGAAUUAAGUGGAAUUAAUUACUUAAUAUCUUAAAUUCAAGAAUGCUUACGUAGAGAAAGUGUUUUGAUAACAGCAACUAAAUAUAUAUUUUUUGAUCGCGCCAUUUGACUCGUCAAGUAAUUCCAGUGGUCAAGGUUUGCAGCUUCCGUCAAAAUGGUGAAAGUGUACGGGCUUCUAGUUCUUUACAAAGGAGUAAACAGUGCGACAAUUUUAAAAGAUGCGUACGACUUAUCAAGUUUUAGCUACUUCCAGAAAGGUUCAGUCCAAGAGUUCAUGUCAUUUGUUAGUAAAACUAUGGUGGAGAGGACACAGCCAGCUGCCAGACAGUCAGUAAAGGAAGGAGAGUAUAUGCUGCAAGUGUAUGUGAGAGCGGACAACCUUGCAGGCAUACUCAUUUCGGACCAUGAAUACCCCAGCAGAGUUGCACACACAUUGAUAACCAAAAUAUUGGAUGAGUUCACAGCAAGAGUGCCUGCUAACACUUGGCCAACAGCCAACAACACUACUGUAGACUUCCCCGUGUUGCCCCAAUAUUUAGUCAAGUACCAGAAUCCCAGGGAAGCAGAUGCUCUUACAAAAAUCCAGGAGGACUUAGACGAGACAAAGAUCAUUUUACAUGACACAAUAAAGGCAGUGCUAGAGAGAGGUGAGAAACUAGAUGACCUUGUUGCCAAGUCAGACAGCUUGUCUUACCACAGUAAAGCAUUCUACAAGACUGCCCGAAAGACCAAUAGUUGCUGUAACUUCUGAAGAACUUUGUGUCAAUUGAACGGCCAUAGUUGUUUUAGAGCAAAUUAUUAAAAUGUUAUACCAUACAUAAACAUUAAUAAAUGUAAUAAAUGUGUAUUGUGUGUGAUGUUAUAAGCUUUUGCUUAAAACUGGGAAACUGAUGAAUAUUCUGCUAUUGUUUUAUUUGAUUAUGAUUAGUUUGGGGUAUUUAGAUGCAUUUUGUGUAAUCAGAUGUAUAAUGUUUACUUUUAUGGUGUUAUUUGACCUGCUAAUGCCAUAAGUAACCAAUGUUAGUAGAAUGAUUAUUCCAAUGUAUUUAAGUUAGUAAGGUCAGAUAGCUUUGUUAAAAUCAUAUUGCUAGGUUUGCUGCAGCGCUGAGCAGAAUAGAUAAUGUCAAAGUAAUUUAGUAUAUGAUGUGAAUAGCACAAGUUUUUUUAGAACUUGAUUAUUUUUUUUGAACAUCACAGACAUUUACUGUAUACAAUAUUAUAGUAUUUACAGUUGUCUCAUCUACAAUUUUAACAAGGCUUAUAGUUCAUUUUUUUAGCAUUAGAAAAAAGGUAAACAAUCUUGACAUGGCUUCUUUUUUUAACGCUUUUUAAAAAUCAGUCACUAUUAUUUAUGAAAGCAAAAUAAUGUGAAUGAUCGUAUGUGGUUUAUAAGUGUUACAUAUUUGCCAUGAUUUAUUUUUCUAAGGUGUUAUUCAAUAAAAAGACACAUCAACACUGUUUACCUUCUUUCUAAUGAAAAAAAUGGACUAUAGUGGUUAAAACUUGUGUGGAUGACAAUAUAUCUUUCUUAAUGUGUGUGUAGGAUAUAAACCCAAUUGAUAUGAAUAUUAUUGUAUUAAACCAUAUUGUAUGAAUACAAUAAAAAUGGGCAAAAGACAGUUCAACACUGGGUUUUUACAGUUUGUGACUUAUCACCUUAUUUAUAUGAUGUGUGACUCAUGUGUUUGUUAUUACAAGUAGCUUAAACAGAUAUUCAUGUUGGGAAGCUUCAGAAUUAUAACACAAAUAUGUUGUAUUCUUGAAUAUAUUGUUUUUGAAAUUAACGAAUAUCUAAAUACUUAUCUCACUUAUUUUUAAUUCAGUAAUGUAUGUUUUAUUUACAUUCCUUUUUAUACAUUACACUACACUACUUAAUAGACUGUUGGUUAAUAUAGUUCCAACCUAUUGUGUUCAUAGCCCACCAAAAUGUUUACAAGUCCAGAGGUUAGCUGGAACCCUCAUACUUAUCUAAAAUUAUUGCAAUGAUAGUUGACUAAAAAUAGUUUAAUUAAUUUGUUGGAAACAUGGUAUCUUUGAAAUUAUUAAUUCAAACUGUCAUUAGAAUGUCGACUUAAUGUCUGAACAGUAAGAUCUAUAUUUGAAUGAACUAUACAGUACCUAUGUAAACCAAUGAAAAAAAUAACGAAAUAGUGGUUUAAUGAAGUGUAACAUAAUGAUAAUAGAUUUCUUUGUAAUAAGGUGAAAACUACAACUUCAACAUGAAAUUCCGUACCCGGCAGAAAGAACUUUAUAACUCGAGAUAUAGAACUGAAGAAAUCUCAACCUUAUGUUAUUCCAUUUUAACUUCAAAUUUCUUCAAUUUUAUAUCUCGGGGUAUCAACUUCUUCCCGUCGUGUACCGAAUUAUUCAUAAAAUUGUAAUUUAACACAUUCACUGCCAAGGUUUUCGUAGCGCUACGCUCGUAGCCGAUCCUAGAGUUCUCCCGCUUUCUUUGUAGAGAAUAACGACUGCGAACUGAGAACCCACCGAGCGAGAUCCCGGCACUCAAUGUGUUAAAAAAAGCAAAUUGUUUUUUGACUAGGUAUGACUUACAAAAACCCAAUGAACACUGACGAGACUGCUUUUCAUUAGUUUACAUACAGUAUUACUUAAAAAAAUCAUCUCGGAGGUUAUGGUUGAUUUUUUUAUUACUGACAAUAAAGCUGCAAUCUAGAUUGUGGAAGUUUUAAA